This is a messenger RNA of Rhipicephalus sanguineus (brown dog tick), 407 nucleotides long. Its product is annotated as interferon alpha-inducible protein 27-like protein 2A. Gene Ontology annotation, cellular component: mitochondrion; membrane. The record is from RefSeq and is a predicted model, not a curated record. NCBI's taxonomy places the organism in Eukaryota, Metazoa, Arthropoda, Arachnida, Ixodida, Ixodidae. The transcript is spliced from 3 exons. Bases 53 to 334 code for a protein of 93 amino acids. Gene Ontology annotation, biological process: apoptotic signaling pathway.
AUGUUUACACCACUCGCAGGACGAGAGUUUCCUUGUCAAGACCGACAGCAAAAUGGCCGAUCCUGCAACCCUUGUUGCUGUAGGAGGAGCAGUGGUGGGAGCAGCCGGUGCACUGGUGGCUGCACCCGCCAUACUUGCAGCAGCCGGUUUCGGAGCCGCCGGUGUGGCAGCUGGCUCAUUCGCUGCAGCUGCCCAGGCCACCAUGGGUGGCUUCGUGGCUAAAGGCAGCAUGUUUGCAAUUUGUCAGAGCUGGGGUGCAGCAGGCCUUCCCCUUGCCGCAAAAGGUGUAGCUGCCGCGGCUGGUGCGUGGCUUGGCUACAAUGUUGCCGACUGAACCACCUACGCAAAAUGCACUGAUUGGUGUCAGAGGUGCUACUUGAAGCCCAAUAAAAUUAUAGAAAAUUCAA